AUGGAAGUUAUUCUAGACAAAGAUAGGAUAGUGACGCUGUACGAUUUCAAGCGGUUAAUUAUAAAAUAUGUUAAUAUCGCACAUUUAGAAUUUCAACUAGAGCAUGUAUAUUAUCUAUGCCUACUUAUUGGGAAAUAAAUAAUAGCAGUGCACAAUUUUUUGGCGCAUUUUUAUAAACUCGACACUGACAAUGAUGGCAUCUCGAUAUUCCAAUUACCAUACUUAAAAGUAAGAAGAAGAAUAGCAGAGAAACUCAAUCCUAUGUUCGCAAAAGUAAUUUUAACACAAUCAACAAUGUGCGAAUACGAUAAACGUAUAAUUAUGACUUUAAAAUAUUCUAAAUAUCGGGUUAAGCCGACAAUUGUUAAUGGCGAACCAGCAUACGAAGGCCAAGUGCCAUAUUUAGUGUCACUAAAACAGGAAUAUAAAAAAAUCAACGCAAACACCAGUUUGUGGGAUAAUCUCUGUGGAGGAAGCAUUAUCGGCGAAUAUAGAGUAUUAACCGCAGCACAUUGCUUCGAAGGAAACAAUUUUUACUACGCUCAUAAUCCGAAGCGCUUGCGGCUCGUGGCUGGCGAAUUGAAGAACGAACUUAAGCAUUCCGGCGAAACGGAGACCACAAAUAAAAUACAAUGGCGUAAAAUUGACAGCGUAGUUCUACAUGCAGACUUUCUUUUCCCUUCAAACGACAUAGCUCUCGUGUUCGUCGAGGAACCGUGGAAUUUCUAUUUGAAUGCAGAUUUUAUAAUACCGGCAUCCAAAACGAAAAAUUAUCAAAAUACUUGUAAAUCAGCUGGCUUUGGUAAGGUCGGCCAUCGAUCUAAAGAUGGCGUCUCACCUAUUCUCCUUUUGGCGCCAAUCAGAGUGCUAACAUUAAAACAAUGUUCUAUUUAUUGGGAGAUGACGAUGAAUAGCUUUAUAUGCACCGACUCGACAAUCACGGACGUGGCCAUGGGAGACUCUGGGGGUCCACUAGCUUGCAAGAGGACAGUGAUUUUUAAUGAUCUCGUCAUAGGAAAGCGCGAGGUUUUUAUCACUUGGAAACCUAAUUUGGUUGAAUAG
Messenger RNA from Bombyx mandarina (wild silkworm), 1062 nucleotides. Its product is annotated as serine protease 55-like. NCBI's taxonomy places the organism in Eukaryota, Metazoa, Arthropoda, Insecta, Lepidoptera, Bombycidae. The record is from RefSeq and is a predicted model, not a curated record.